Molecule: messenger RNA, 5279 nt
Organism: Vanessa tameamea
Lineage: Eukaryota; Metazoa; Arthropoda; Insecta; Lepidoptera; Nymphalidae
Product: mucin-2-like
Exons: 20
Coding region: 12-5279 (1755 amino acids)
Source: RefSeq, a predicted model, not a curated record
CCCAACCGAAAAUGGGUACAAAGCACCUAAUAUUAUUUAUUUUAUUAGUUGCGCCUCUUGGGCUUUUUGCCCGAAGCACCGAACCAUUUGAUGAAAUAGGAUCGAGUGAAGCAACGGCGAUUGCUGUUGCUCGAAGUAGCGGCGAUGGAUCAAGCGAAUCUUCUGCCAAUGCUCAAGCUAUAAAUGAUGGUUCAGGAUCAAGCCAAUCUUCAGCUUCUGCGGAUGCGGAAAAUACAGGAAGUGGAGAUAGUGAAGCAAAUGCUGCCGCUAGUGCGAAAAAUACAGGAAGUGGAGAUAGUGAAGCAAAUGCUGCCGCUAGUGCGGAAAAUACAGGAAGUGGAGAUAGUGAAGCAAAUGCUGCCGCUAGUGCGGAAAAUACAGGAAGUGGAAAUAGUGAGGCAAAUGCUGACGCUAGUGCGGAAAAUACAGGAACUGGAAAUAGUGAUGCAAAUGCCGACGCUAGUGCGGAAAAUACAGGAAGUGGAAAUAGUGAGGCAAAUCCCGUGGACCGGAAAACGAAGGUACCGGAUCGAGCGAAGCGAGAGCUGCAGCCGAUGAAUGGAUCGAGUCAAGCAGUAUCUUCAGCGAAUGCUCAAAACGAAGGCGAUGGAUCGAGUCAAGCAGUGUCUUCAGCGAAUGCUCAAAACGAAGGCGGAGGAUCGAGUCAAGCAGCAGCUAGAGCGAAUGCUAAAACAAAUGGCAAAGGUUCAAGUACUGCGCAAGCGAUCGCUACUGCAAAGUCUUCUAGGAAAAAGAAACCCAGUAAGCCUCCUGGAGGAACACCGAGUAACCCAGGCGGAUCUAACCCAAGCGCCCCUGGAGGAUCUAACCCGAGCACCCCUGGUGGAUCUAAUCCAAGCACUCCCGGUGGAUCUAACCCAAGCACCCCUGGUGGUACCAAACCGAGCGCUCCUGGUGGAUCUAAUCCAAGCACCCCUGGUGGAUCACACCCAAGCACCCCCGGUGGUUCUAAUCCCAGCACCCCUGGCGAAUCUAACCCGAACACCCCUGGUGGAUCAAAUCCGAACAGCCCUGGUGGUUCUAAUCCAAGCACCCCCGGUGGUUCUAACCCGAAUGGCCCUGGUGGCUCUAACCCAAGCGCCCCUGGUGGUACCAACCCAAGCACCCCUGGUGGUACCAAUCCGAGCACCCCUGGUGGAUCUAACCCGAACGGCCCUGGCGGAUCUAAUCCAAGCACCCCUGGUGGAUCAAACCCAAGCACCCCUGGUGGUUCUAACCCGAACACCCCUGGUGGUUCUAACCCGAGCACCCCUGGUGGAUCAAACCCGAACGGCCCUGGUGGUUCUAAUCCAAACACCCCGGGUGGUUCUAAUCCAAACGCCCCUGGCGAAUCUAACCCAAGCGGCCCAGGCGGAUCUAACCCGAGCACCCCUGGUGGAUCGAACCCAAGCACCCCUGGUGGUACAAAUCCGAGCGCCCCUGGUGGAUCCAACCCGAGCACCCCUGGUGGUUCUAAUCCAAGCACCCCUGGCGGAUCUCCUCCAAACACCCCUGGCGGAUCUAAUCCAAAUACCCCUGGUGGAUCAAACCCUAGCGGCCCUGGUGGUUCUAAUCCAAACGCCCCUGGUGAAUCUAACCCAAGCGGCCCAGGCGGAUCUAACCCGAGCACCCCUGGUGGAUCGAACCCAAGCACCCCUGGUGGUACAAAUCCGAGCGCCCCUGGUGGAUCCAACCCGAGCACCCCUGGUGGUUCUAAUCCAAGCACCCCUGGCGGAUCUACUCCAAACACCCCUGGCGGAUCUAAUCCAAAUACCCCUGGUGGAUCAAACCCUAGCGGACCUGGUGGUUCUAAUCCAAACGCCCCUGGCGAAUCUAACCCGAACACCCCUGGUGGAUCAAACCCGAACGGCCCUGGUGGUUCUAAUACAAACACCCCCGGUGGUUCUAAUCCAAGCACCCCUGGUGGAUCAAGCCCAAGCGGCCCUGGCGGAUCUAACCCGAGCACCCCUGGUGGAUCUAACCCAAGCACCCCUGGUGGUACAAAUCCGAGCGCCCCUGGUGGAUCCAACCCGAGCACCCCUGGUGGAUCUAACCCAAGCACCCCUGGUGGUACAAAUCCGAGCGCCCCUGGUGGAUCCAACCCGAGCACCCCUGGUGGUUCUAAUCCAAGCGCCCCUGGCGGAUCUACUCCAAACACCCCUGGCGGAUCUAAUCCAAAUACCCCUGGUGGAUCAAACCCUAGCGGCCCUGGUGGAUCUAACCCAAGCACCCCUGGUGGUACAAAUCCGAGCGCCCCUGGUGGAUCCAACCCGAGCACCCCUGGUGGAUCUAACCCAAGCACCCCUGGUGGUACAAAUCCGAGCGCCCCUGGUGGAUCCAACCCGAGCACCCCUGGUGGUUCUAAUCCAAGCGCCACUGGCGGAUCUACUCCAAACACCCCUGGCGGAUCUAAUCCAAAUACCCCUGGUGGAUCAAACCCUAGCGGCCCUGGUGGUUCUAAUCCAAACGCCCCUGGCGAAUCUAACCCGAACACCCCUGGUGGAUCAAACCCGAACGGACCUGGUGGUUCUAAUCCAAACACCCCCGGUGGUUCAAAUCCAAGCACCCCUGGUGGAUCAAGCCCAAGCACCCCUGGUGGUUCUAACCCGAAUGCUCCUGGUGGCUCUAACCCAAGCUCCCCUGGUGGUACCAGUCCGAGCGCCCCUGGUGGAUCUAACCCGAAUGGCCCUGGCGAAUCUAAUCCAAGCACCCCUGGUGGAUCAAACCCAAGCACCCCUGGUGGUACCAAUCCGAGCGCCCCUGGUGGAUCUAACCCUAACGGCCCUGGCGGAUCUAAUCCAAGCACCCCUGGUGGAUCAAAUCCAAGCACUCCUGGUGGUUCUAACCCGAACACCCCUGGUGGUUCUAACCCGAAUGCCCCUGGUGGCUCUAACCCAAGCACCCCUGGUGGUACCAAUCCGAGCGCCCCUGGUGGAUCUAACCCGAACGGCCCUGGCGGAUCUAAUCCUAACGCCCCUGGUGGAUCUAACCCAAGUACCCCUGGUGGUUCUAACCCGAACGCCCCUGGUGGCUCUAACCCAAGCACCCCUGGUGGAUCAAACCCAAGCACUCCUGGUGGUUCUAACCCGAACACCCCUGGUGGUUCUAACCCGAAUGCCCCUGGUGGCUCUAACCCAAGCACCCCUGGUGGUUCCAAUCCGAGCGCCCCUGGUGGAUCUAACCCGAACGGCCCUGGUGGAUCUAAUCCAAGCACCCCUGGUGGAUCAAACCCAAGCACCCCUGGUGGUACCAAUCCGAGCACCCCUGGUGGAUCUAACCCGAACGGCCCUGGCGGAUCUAAUCCAAGCACCCCUGGUGGUUCUAACCCGAACACCCCUGGUGGUUCUAACCCGAGCACCCCUGGUGGUUCUAAUCCAAGCGCCCCUGGCGGAUCUAACCCGAACACACCUGGUGGAUCUAAUCCAAGCGCCCCUGGCGGAAGUAACCCUGGAGGAUCGAAUAAUCCGAACAAUCCUGGAUGUCCUUCUAAUCCAAGUGGCCCAGGAACUGGUCAAGGUGAAACUUCGAGUCAAGCUGCAGCUCUUGCUUAUGCUCAAGCCAUAGCGAACGGAUUGUCAUCUGCUCAGGCACUUGCUCUUGCUUCAGCUGCCAGUCGCAAGAAUCCAUGCAACCCUGGUGGUUCUAAUCCAAGCACCCCCGGUGGUUCUAAUCCAAGCACCCCUGGCGGAUCUAGCCCGAGCACCCCUGGUGGUUCCAAUCCGAGCGCCCCUAGUGGAUCUAACCCGAACGGCCCUGGCGGAUCUAAUCCAAGCACCCCUGGUGGUUCUAACCCGAACGCCCCUGGUGGCGCUACCCCAAGCACCCCUGGUGGAUCAAACCCAAGCACCCCCGGUGGUUCUAACCCGAAUGCCCCUGGUGGAUCUAACCCAAGCACCCCUGGUGGUACCAAUCCGAGCACCCCUGGUGGAUCUAACCCGAACGGCCCUGGCGGAUCUAACCCAAGCACCCCCGGUGGUUCUAAUCCAAGCACCCCUGGCGGAUCUAGCCCGAGCACCCCUGGUGGUUCCAAUCCGAGCGCCCCUGGUGGAUCUAACCCGAACGGCCCUGGCGGAUCUAAUCCAAGCACCCCUGGUGGUUCUAACCCGAACGCCCCUGGUGGCGCUACCCCAAGCACCCCUGGUGGAUCAAACCCAAGCACCCCUGGUGGAUCUAACCCGAACGGCCCUGGCGGAUCUAACCCAAGCACCCCUGGUGGUUCUAACCCGAAUGCCCCUGGUGGAUCAAACCCAAGCACCCCCGGUGGUUCUAACCCGAAUGCCCCUGGUGGAUCUAACCCAAGCACCCCUGGUGGUACCAAUCCGAGCACCCCUGGUGGAUCUAACCCGAACGGCCCUGGCGGAUCUAACCCAAGCACCCCCGGUGGUUCUAAUCCAAGCACCCCUGGCGGAUCUAGCCCGAGCACCCCUGGUGGUUCCAAUCCGAGCGCCCCUGGUGGAUCUAACCCGAACGGCCCUGGCGGAUCUAAUCCAAGCACCCCUGGUGGUUCUAACCCGAACGCCCCUGGUGGCGCUACCCCAAGCACCCCUGGUGGAUCUAACCCGAACGGCCCUGGCGGAUCGAACCCAAGCACCCCUGGUGGUUCUAACCCGAAUGCCCCUGGUGGAUCUAACCCAAGCACCCCUGGUGGUACCAAUCCGAGCACCCCUGGUGGAUCUAACCCGAACGGCCCUGGCGGAUCUAACCCAAGCACCCCCGGUGGUUCUAAUCCAAGCACCCCUGGCGGAUCUAGCCCGAGCACCCCUGGUGGUUCCAAUCCGAGCGCCCCUGGUGGAUCUAACCCGAACGGCCCUGGCGGAUCUAAUCCAAGCACCCCUGGUGGUUCUAACCCGAACGCCCCUGGUGGCGCUACCCCAAGCACCCCUGGUGGAUCAAACCCAAGCACCCCUGGUGGAUCUAACCCGAACGGCCCUGGGGGAUCUAACCCAAGCACCCCCGGUGGUUCUAAUCCAAGCACCCCUGGCGGAUCUAGCCCGAGCACCCCUGGUGGUUCCAAUCCGAGCGCCCCUGGUGGAUCUAACCCGAACGGCCCUGGCGGAUCUAAUCCAAGCACCCCUGGUGGUUCUAACCCGAACGCCCCUGGUGGCGCUACCCCAAGCACCCCUGGUGGAUCAAACCCAAGCACCCCUGGUGGAUCUAACCCGAACGGCCCUGGCGGAUCUAACCCAAGCACCCCCGGUGGUUCUAAUCCAAGCACCCCUGGCGGAUCUAGCCCGAGCACCCCUGGUGGUUCCAAUCCGAGCCACCCCUGGUGGUUCUAA